AUCGGAGCUAUCGGAGGAGCAGAACCCUAUCCUCUGCCUAAGAUUGUAAUUAACAAUUAUGUUAAUGUCAUGAUGAUUGCAUUCAAAGUAAAGGCUCUAAUUUGCCAGGUGAAGAUCAAUCAUUUAAGAAGACAUCUACUGCUUGCAACAACGAAUCACAGAUGCCAACAUACAAAGAGUAAUUCAUAUAAACUACUCAGUUACAGGCCACCUGAUUGGGCAAGCCACCUUCAAAUGAUUCCAUUAGUGAAAGUUAAGCUUUUUCAGCCAUUUACACCUAUUCAUAAAUGGAGUCUUCCAAAUAUACCAGAUGAUAUUGAUAUUUAUAUCAAGCGAGAUGACAUGACUGGAUCUGUUUUAUCAGGUAACAAGGUACGGAAGUUGGAGUUCUUACUAGGUGAAGCCUUAGCAACUGGUUGCCAAGCAGUAAUAACAUGUGGUGGAGUUCAGUCAAACCAUUGUCGCACAACAGCAGUUGCAGCUAAACAACUUGGUAUUGAAACCCAUCUUCUACUCAGGUCCAGGUCAGAGAACCUGUCUGAGACUAGUUGUCAUGGGAACAUGUUACUGAACAGUUUGAUGGGUGCAUCCAUGUACUUGGUUCCCAUAAAAGCUCAAGAGAAGACCGACCUUGAGCCAAGAAUGCAGCGGCUUGCCGACAGACUGCAAGAAGAAAAGGGUAUGAAAGCAUAUUUAAUCCCUAUUGGUGGAUCCAAUGUUGUUGGCCUCCAUGGUUACUUGUGUGGCUGGCAAGAACUCUUAGAACAGGGAGUGACUGACAGGUUUGAUGAUGUCAUACUGACUGUAGGCAGUGGUGGAACAGCAGCUGGUGUUGCUAUUGGCAACUUCCUUUACUGGAUCCCAUCUCAGAAUUCAUUAAAACAGUAGCCCAGCAGACUAGUAUUUUGCUUGACCACACAUACACUGGUAAAUCAGCACUAGCACUGACCAACGAGCUCAGGAAACACAGGUCAAAGUUCAAAGGCAGCCGAAUACUCUUUCUACAUUCAGGUCUAUAAGCAUUAACUGCAAAUACUGUUUGGACAUCUGUGCCCCUCCUAUAUCCCAACCAAGCAGUCGCCAAACCAACUAAAAUCAAACCUACAAUUCCGACCUCAACACCGCCUGACCUUCUGUCAACCUCCAUAGCGAACGAGACAGCAGCGGAGGAGAUCAAGCGGUUGGAAGCUCUCUGCGA
This is a messenger RNA of Anneissia japonica, 1198 nucleotides long. Its product is annotated as bifunctional D-cysteine desulfhydrase/1-aminocyclopropane-1-carboxylate deaminase, mitochondrial-like. The coding region runs from base 70 to 888 and encodes 272 amino acids. The record is from RefSeq and is a predicted model, not a curated record. NCBI's taxonomy places the organism in Eukaryota, Metazoa, Echinodermata, Crinoidea, Comatulida, Comatulidae. Gene Ontology annotation, molecular function: D-cysteine desulfhydrase activity. The transcript has 11 exons.